AUGGCGUCGGCGCUGCCCUGGCGGCGGCUGCUGCUGCUGCUGUGCCUCGGCCUGCCCUUGCCCCCGGCGGCUCUGGCUGGCGGCCCCUGGAGCAAAGCGAGCACCUCCUGCCACAGGCUGGCGGCGGGGAGCGACGGCGCCCGCUUCAGGAGCUUCCUGUGGCUGCGGCCCGGCGGGGCCCCUCGGGUGCUGGUGCAAGGCGCUUGGGACGCGCACGGGCGCCUGCUCGAUUGCGCCUGGCGCGCAGAAGCGCCGCUGACUGCCUGGUACGCGGACACCUGCCGGCAGCAGCGGCGGGAGAGCGGCGCCGGGGGCCCCUUGGAGCGCGCCUUCUGGGGCGCCGAGCUCCGGCGAGAUCUGGCCGCCUUGGCCGAGCGGCGGGACUCCUGCUGGGGAGCGGAGCGGCUGGAGCAGCCCGAGGGCGGGCGGGUCCGACGCGGCUUGACGAUGCCCGGGACGCUGUGGUGCGGAGCCGGCAACUCCGCCGGCAACUUUACCGAGCUGGGGGUUUUCCAGGGCCCAGAUGUGUGCUGUCGAGAACAUGACCAGUGUGAAGCUCAGAUCCAUGCCCUGGAAUACAAGUAUGGGAUGCGGAAUUAUCGAUUGCACACCAUCUCUCACUGCGACUGCGAUGCCCGGUUCAGGCAGUGCCUGAUGUCUCUCAAUGACACCAUCUCCAACGUCAUUGGCAUCAGCUUCUUCAACCUGCUGGAAGUCCCUUGCUUUGUCCUGGAGGAGAGUGAAGAGUGCGUGGAGUGGCACUGGUGGAGCGGGUGUAAGAGGUAUGGCCCAGUGCCUUUGGCUCACCUGGUUGAACAAAGCCACUAUGGACAUGACCUGCCGCUCAACGAGAAAUCUGACCGAGCCACAUCUCCUCCUCCUCCCCAUCCUAGAAGGCAUAGGGUCAAGGGCCAGAAGCACACUCGAAAGAACCGCCGGAAGCGCCCUGGUCAAGAGGCUGCCAAGCAGCAGAGGCUGCAUCCGGAACCUGACAAGGGGCAGGAUAUGGUCAUCCCGCAGAGCCCCAUUUCCAGGCUAGAUCUGUCCAGACCGUCCCAAGCACCCACAAGCCCAGGGACUACCCCUGUACCAUGGAGAGCUACGUCCUUGUUGCCUGCUUUGGGAGCCACAGCAGAAGCAGGUCUGUUGAAGACAGGGGCAACUUCCUUCACAGAGCAUCCAGACGUCCAGCAAGCCCAUCAGCCCACUGAAGUGGCACAGACUGUGAAGCCACUCUUGGUCCCCAGCAAACACAGAUCCACUGCUGUGCCAAGCAGCCCAGCUCCAUCCCAGAGCUGUAACUGCUACAGACGCCUAGACCAGUGCCCAUACAGGAUUGCACCCAAUGAGGUCAAGUACCAGCUGCACAACCUGGACUCCCGCAUCCUCUUCCACUGCAACUGCACCCGCAGGUUGGCCCGGUUCCUGCGCAAGACAAAGGGGCCCAAUGAGGUGGAGGAGGAGGUGUUGUCUGACUACGUCUCCCCCUCCUGUUUCCUGUUGCAAGCCCCACCAGGCUGCAUGGAAGGAGAGGAAGAGCACUCCAAUUGCAUUGAUGUAGGCAGAGCCAUCUUGGCCCCUGCCCGCCACCUCACAAACAGACUGUCACGGAAACAACCGGGUACCUCCUUCAAAAUGAAGCGGCACGAAUGGACACCGCCAGGCAGGCCUGUCCCACUCUAUGAAAAGUGUAUGCAGUUGGCACAGGCAACACAUCCCACCGUGCCUCACUGAGGUGGAGACAGAAUUUCCAAGUGGACGUUGUGUGCGGGAGGAGGGGAAGCAAGGCCUAGUAAAGACCUGAGACUGCCUGAGCUUCCCUGGUGGAACCUGCACCACUUACAGGACCCAGUGUGACUUUCAGACUGCUUCUGUUGUUCUGCAGGACUAGGAGUAGCAAAAGGAUCCCAGUAUGGGACAAAGCACUGGCAUGACUUCCACAGGCAUGAAGUGUGCGCUCUCCAUCUGCUCCCUGCUUCAGGCCUUGACUUCAAGAUGGUAAACUGCCUACUGUGUGGAGACUGGGAUAAGCUGUUAUACACAUGACCCUAUACGAGGGAGCAACCUUCCUGCAGAAUGUGGUUGCCAUAGGAUUCAAGGAGCUUGCUCAUCUUCAGCAAAGGCUGGCCUUGGACCUACCCAGGACACAUUUAUGGGCCUUGGAUCACUGUGGUGUCUCUCAGGGGUGAACUGAUCCAGUUUAACUUGAAUCAGGGGCCUGGUAGAGGAGCCAGGAAACCUGGGUUCUCCUGGUGGAACUCUGUGGGACCCUGCUUCCUAGGGAAUGGAGUGACCCUACCCCUGGCUCUUGGAACACCAGGGUCUUUCCUAGAGGGGGUGAAACUCCUGCUGCAUGCUGCAGUGUGGUUACUUACUGCCUGUGAAAUUCACUUGACACUCCCCUGGUGUGGAAGGCAGGGGCAGAAACUUCGCACCUUCCUUUUAAUUUAUUAGGAGGAGAAUGUAGCUAGGGGUACAAGUGGCAUGUAAAUAAUGUUGCAAUAAAGCAUUUUCAUUAGUUGGA
This is a messenger RNA of Heteronotia binoei (common prickly gecko), 2524 nucleotides long. It is a transcript of the gene PLA2G3, whose product is annotated as phospholipase A2 group III. The transcript is spliced from 7 exons. Bases 1 to 1734 code for a protein of 577 amino acids. NCBI's taxonomy places the organism in Eukaryota, Metazoa, Chordata, Lepidosauria, Squamata, Gekkonidae. The record is from RefSeq and is a predicted model, not a curated record. Gene Ontology annotation, biological process: arachidonate secretion; phospholipid metabolic process. Gene Ontology annotation, molecular function: A2-type glycerophospholipase activity.